AUGUUUGCAAAAUUUUUCAAAAAGGACAAGAAGGAUAAAAAAAAGCCAGAUGAAAAGCCCUCUAGUGUCCGUCACUACGAACAAACCAACGAUAAAAGAAAAGACACUAGUGCAAUUGUUCCUCAGGAAAAAAUAACAAAGGAUGACUUUGAAAGCUUUGAUCUGCUCGGUAAGGGGUCCUUUGCUUACGUGGUCCUCUGCCGACAUAUUUCAACAAAUCAGUUCUAUGCGAUGAAAGUUGUAAACAAGCAAGGAUUGUUGGACCAAAAGCGCAUACAGGACGUGUUCACCGAGCGAAACGUUCUUAUGCGUAUGGGCCAUCCAUACUUGCUAAAGUUACACUGGACUUUCCAAUCUGAGCACAAAGUGUUUUUUGUUAUGGACUACAUGUCCGGAGGUGAUCUUGAUAAGUAUAUGAACUCCGUUCCUACCAAACAGCUCGACUUGUUUACUUCAAAAUUGUACGGCGCUGAAAUUUUGCUUGUUCUCAAUUAUCUGCACGAUAAUAGCGUGAUUUACCGUGACUUGAAGCCCGAGAACAUUUUGCUUACCCAUGACGGGCAUUGCACACUCGCCGAUUUUGGUCUUUCGAAGGAUUUAUUCGAAGAUGACCAAGAUGAUUCGAACCAAGAUAUGCGAGCCGACUCGUUCGUGGGCUCCCCAUUCUAUGUUGCCCCAGAUGUGCUACGCCGGCGAGAAUACACGAAUGCAAUCGAUUACUGGUCUUUUGGUAUUCUUCUCUACCGCAUGCUAUGCGGCCGCGCGCCUUUCAACGGCAAAAGCAUGCGGGAGGUAUUCGAACAAAUUCUGUACUCCGAUCUUCGCUUCCCCAGUAGUGUACAGCUUCCAACAGAGGCCAAGGAUCUCAUCAGCCGUCUCCUAGUAAAGGACCCCAACCGUCGGAUUAAAGGCCCCGAGAUCAUGGCCCACGAAUUUUGGAAUGGCAUCAACUUCGACGACGUGAUGAAGAAGAAGAUCGUUCCGCCGAAAUGGACCCCCCUUCCUACCGUAGAAGAGAUGAUCGCCCCCAAAUCGGGCGUCAACGAGACCCAGCCCAACAUGAGCACCCAACAACUGGUCAACACCCCAUCCCACGUUUCCGAGCUCAACCCUACCCAACAGCAGCUUUUCGGUGGCUUCACAUGUACAGCAGAAAGCUAUCUGAAUGUUGCUUAA
This is a messenger RNA of Phytomonas sp. Hart1, 1176 nucleotides long. The record is from the annotation of a GenBank genome assembly. Lineage: Eukaryota; Euglenozoa; Kinetoplastea; Trypanosomatida; Trypanosomatidae.